AAUCAAUGAAGUAAAAAUGAUCAAUUAAAAGGGGAGGCUGAAUGAUCAAACAACUUGCUGAAAGUGAACAGUUGAUAAUUGCAUCUAAUGUAGUGAAGCUGAGGUGCUUAUACAGUGAGGUUUAAACUACAGACACACAGGCUCAGCAAAAGGGAAUAAGCUGUUACAGAGCACUCUGAGUUUCAACACACUCACUUCAAGAUGCUGGAGCAAGAGAAGAAAGAGUCAACAGACAAUUCUUCCAAGAUGAUCGACACGAGUCAGAGUAGUGCAAAUGUGCCAGGAAUGUUCGUGCCCAUGGAACUGAACUUCCAAGAAGAUACAGAGGAAAAGAUCCCAAUCCCUAACAGCCAGUCAACUCGGUUUAGCUUUCGGAAGCUCUGGGCCUUUACAGGACCCGGAUUUCUUAUGAGCAUUGCUUAUCUGGACCCAGGAAACAUUGAAUCUGACCUUCAGUCUGGCGCCGUGGCAGGGUUUAAGAUCCUCUGGGUCUUGCUGUUGGCCACCAUCAUUGGCCUUGGAUUACAGAGGCUCUCGGGUCGCUUAGGGGCUGUCAGUGGUAUGCAGUUGGCUGAGGUCUGCCGCAGGAAGUACUCAAAGUUCCCUCGGAUUUUGCUCUGGUUGAUGGUGGAACUGGCAAUCAUCGGUUCGGACAUGCAGGAAGUGAUUGGAUCGGCCAUCGCUCUGAACCUGCUGUCUGUCGGAAGGAUUCCCCUGUGGGGCGGAGUGAUUAUAACUAUUGCAGACACAUUUCUCUUCCUCUUCUUGGAUAAAUAUGGUCUGAGAAAACUGGAAGCUUUGUUCGGGUUCCUUAUUACAGUUAUGGCCGUCACGUUUGGCUAUGAGUAUGUGACUGUGAAGCCAGACCAGCGGCAGCUGCUAAGGGGGAUGUUUGUGCCCAGCUGCGAGGGCUGUAAAAGCCAACAGCUGCAGCAGGCAGUCGGCAUCGUUGGCGCCGUGAUCAUGCCUCACAAUAUCUACCUGUACUCUGCUCUGGUCAGGUCCAGGGACGUGAAUCGAGCCAAUAAGAAGGAAGUGAGGGAGGCGAAUCGUUACUUCUUCAUCGAAGCCUGCCUGGCUUUGUUAGUGUCUUUCCUCAUUAAUGUCUUUGUGGUCUCGGUGUUUGCAGAAGCUUUUUAUAAUCAGACCAAUGCACAGGUGCAUGAGGUGUGUGCAGCCAGCAACAGUCCACAUUCUCAACUUUUCCCAAUCGAUAACAAUACUCUGAACGUUGAUAUUUACAAAGGGGGUGCGGUGUUGGGCUGCUAUUUCGGACCUGCUGCUCUAUACAUCUGGGCCAUUGGCAUCUUGGCUGCAGGUCAGAGUUCAACCAUGUCAGGGACAUACACUGGACAGUUUGUCAUGGAGGGUUUCUUGAACCUCAAGUGGUCUCGCUUUGCUCGUGUGGUCUUCACCCGGACAAUCGCAAUCACUCCCACCUUGUUGGUUGCUGUUUUCCAGAAUGUGGACACAUUGACAGGAAUGAAUGAUUUGCUGAAUGUUCUGAUGAGUUUGCAGCUGCCGUUUGCGUUGAUCCCAGUGUUGACGUUUACCAGUAUGACCUCAAUAAUGCAUGACUUCGUCAAUGGUCUCAUUUGGAAGAUCAUCGGUGGAAUUAUCAUUCUGAUCAUCUGCUGCAUUAACGUUUAUUUUGUGAUCGAUUACGUUUCAAAUCUGGGUAUCAUGGCAGUCUACAUCGUAGCAGCUAUUGUGGCAGUUGCCUAUUUGUCUUUUCUGUCUUACUUGGUGUGGUUUUGUUUGGUUGCUAUGGGUGUCCCAUUCUUGGACUGCGGACAUGACAACGAAAACAGCACGAUGAUUGUGGAAGACCAAAGUCAGGUAUUUCAACGAAUAGGGUCAAUCCGUUUGGCAGAUGGGAGUACCUGAUGAAGAGAUCCUGUCAGAGAUUACUGAGAACUACUUGUUUUGCUGAUAUGACCUUUCUCAACUGGGACUGAGUUGGAGCAUCGUAUAUAAAUGAUUGUCAUAAAUUAGUUUGAAUACUUGAUUCAUUAGAUCAUGACUUAGAGAAGUUAUUUCUAAUUAAAGGCAAAGUCUGAUACUGCACAUUUCCUUUUGGGAACCAUCAAACCACAGGAACACGCAACUAAGGGGCCAGCGUGUCACACAUCGAGUCAUGGAGUCAUACAGCAUGAAAAUAGGUCCUUUGGCUCAACUGGUCCAUGCCGAACAAAAUGCCCCCAUCCAAGCUAGUCCCAUUUGCCAGUGUUUGGUCCAUAUCCUUCUAAACCUUUCCUAUUCAUGUACCUGCCCACCUGUCUUUUAAAAUAGUUGUGGAAAUUCCCCAUAGGAAGUGAAACCUUAAUGUUCAUUGUUGUCAAGGCACACUACUGCAGGCGUGACCCUCCUUACUAAGUCAUAGAGUCAUAGAGUACUACAGCAAAUAAACAGGGCCUUUGGCCCAUCUAAUCCAUACCAGCCUGAUCUGCCAUGUUCCAUCUAUGUGCACCCGGACCAUAUGCCUUCAAACCCCUCCCAUCCAUGUAUCUGUCCAAAUUCCUCUUAAAUGUUACAAUUAAACUCGUAUCUACCACGUCCACAUUUGCAUCAUCCUGUGAGUGAAAAUGUUUCCCUUCAGAUUUCCUGUAAAUACUUCACCUUUCACCCUAAACCUAUGACCUCUAGUUCUAGUCUCACCCAACCUGAGGGAAAAAAGUCUGCAUGCAUUCACUUUAUCUAUACCUUUCAUAAUUUUGUAUACCUCUAUAAGAUCUCCAUUCAUUCUCCUGUGCUCAGGGGAAUAAAAUCCUAACCUGGUCAACCUUUCCCUAUAACUCAGGUCCUCAAGUUCUGGCAACAUCCUUGUAAAUUUUCUCUGUACUCUUUCAAGCUCAAACUGUAGGUGGGUGACCAGAACUGCACACAAUGCUCCAAAUUCGGCCUGACCAACUUCUUGUACAACUUCAACAUAACAUCCCAAUUCCUGUUCUCUAUACUUUGAUUUAUAAAGGUCAAUGUGUGAAAAGGUCUCUUUACAACCCUAUCUACCUGUGAUGCCACUGUGAGGCCAUGACCCAGUUAGCAGAUCAAACCCACUUCUUGAUAGGCACCAGUGGGCCACCCUAUGGGAGGAUGGGUUUAAGAAACAGGGACAACUUCAACACCAAAGAACAGGUGAUUAAAAUAUUUUGCUGCUUAUUGGAAUAAGGUAGAAGGUGAUAUGUUGGGGUUUGUAGGCCUCUUGGGUCCUCUAUUCAUGGUGGAUAAUCACACUACUCAGCUUCAAAGUGUGCUCAAGAUGUGUUUGAAGCACAAUACACACGCGAUCUGCUCCUUAUAGACCCUGCACACUCCGCUAUGGGGUAGCAGUGGUUAGCAAUGGGGAUUCCUUCAUAAACUGCAUAGUUUCCCAAUGUAAUUUUGAAUAACCUUAUAUUUCCGCCCCUUUAAGAAAAUCCUAAACUGGUCUGAAGUCCUCAACGACUUAAGUAAAUAUUGCCUCACUUUUUUGGGAAAAGAAAUUGGAGUCUGUAGAGGUGAGGAUACAGAGGGAAAGUAAGAAAUGGGCCAUAUAGUAGAAUGUGAAGGAUAGAUUGUGGAAGAGAGAGGGAGAAGGGCAGAAGACAGAUUUGGGAAGCAGACAGAGACUGAAGGGCAGAGACAGGGUAAAGGAUGGCACAGUAGAGGAGGGAAGAGGCAGAAGGUAGAGGUAGGGGGAUAGGUAGAGGGAAAAUCACAUUCCUAACAGUGACCUCGAUGAGCUCCAUAGGCACUGCUAACAUCCACCCUAUUCACACCAACCAUCUCUGUGUCCUGUCUGUGAGACUUCCAACCACAGUUAAAUUUUGGAUUUGUAUAUAAAUUAAAUUAUGGUCACAUAGUUUAACUUAAGUUAACACUAAGUCAUUUCAGUUCUUCACCGAUUGGGCUGUCUGUAUCUAACAGUGGAAACUGCAGGUACUAGGUACCAAGUGUGUAUGACAACAACAUCGGCCCACUGCCAUUACAGUACCAAGCCCCUAUCAACAACAGAAUUGUCCAACAUAGGGAGAAGCGGCCAAAGAUGCCUUCAGAUAUGGAGGUUCUCCUGAGCUGUGCAGUGCUUGGGCUUUGUCUCUUGAAACCAUCCAAUCUGUCCUAUGCGAACCAAGGAUUAUUCUGCUUAGGACUUGAAAGAAUAUCAGGGAAGAUCCCGAUACUGUUCCACUUACAUGGUUCCCAAGUUCCUCUUUAGUUACAGACUCACUUCCAGUAGUUGGUGCCAGGUUUCACUCUGUACAAUGAACAACACAUCCAAGAGAAAUGGAAGAUUGUACUAGUGAGCUUUCUCAUGGAAUAAUUUUGUUAAUAUUUGAAUUUGUAUUUUGAAAUUAUUCUCAAGGUGUACAUAUUAAAAAUUAAAUAAAUAAAUAUUCUUAACGGAAGCAAUUAUGUAUGUUU
Molecule: messenger RNA, 4401 nt
Organism: Mobula hypostoma (lesser devil ray)
Lineage: Eukaryota; Metazoa; Chordata; Chondrichthyes; Myliobatiformes; Myliobatidae
Product: natural resistance-associated macrophage protein 2-like
Exons: 16
Coding region: 202-1887 (561 amino acids)
Biological process (GO): iron import into cell; multicellular organismal-level iron ion homeostasis; response to hypoxia
Cellular component (GO): lysosomal membrane; recycling endosome; plasma membrane
Molecular function (GO): lead ion transmembrane transporter activity; manganese ion transmembrane transporter activity; cadmium ion binding
Source: RefSeq, a predicted model, not a curated record